CAGAAGACGACUACUGCUUAUUCAGGAUACACAGGUCCCAGUCGUCUGCUGUGGCUGUUGUUCACUCCUGUGUUUGUGCUGAUGACGUCUGUGCCGCUGAUCCUGAUCUGCAGAAAGAAGAGGACACGAAAUGACCAGGAAGAAACCUGUGAAGAAAUGAAGACGCACCAAAACAAAGAUAAGAUGUAAUCAAGAAACCUGUGGUUUAGAUGUUUGUGAGAAAAGAAGGCCUGACGUGUGCAGAGCUCACAGAAACACGCUGUGGUUGGUAUAAACUGACACAAGAUGCUCAAUUGUUCAUGUGUGACGGACAGACCGGAUGAAGAUGGCUCUGCUUCUGACUCCUCUUAUCUCUCUGAACACGUCUGUGUCCUGCAACAUGAACCCAGAGAACCGAGCUCUGCUUUUCACAAGACACAAGACAAGACUCACUUCACUUUAUUUAGUUUUGUGCUGUGUGCUGCGGACGGACUCACCACAUCACAGACGUUUAAUGUAACUGAAGGAGAAGAUAUCAUCGUCCAAUGUGAGUUUCAUGUAGAAGGAAACUGGAAGGUCUUUUGUAGAAACGAUUGCAACACAAAAGAAAACAGACUGAUUGAGACUUCAGGCUACGUCCACCAGAACGACAGAUACAGACUACAGAGCACAAAACACUGCAGUCCUCAAAUCAUCAGUGUGAAGAUCACAAAUGUGAGUCUGUAUGACUCCGGGCGCUACAGCUGUGGUUGGGAGCAGUGGUUUGGAAUAAUAAAAAUAAACUAUGAGUACAAAAACAUUUUCAUUCAAGUCCUCAGAGCACCGUCCACACCUCCUGUUCCUGCUGGUGUUGUUCCCUCUCUCCACACUCAGACCUCCUCCAGUCCUGAGCAGCAGGAGCUCAGCACCACUGCAGCCGCUGGUUUAAGCUCUUCCUCCCUGAGCUCCUCUGAGAGCUCCUCCAGUCCCUCUGAGCAGCAGCAGCACACUUCCUCUGUGUCCUCUGGUGUACUGCUGUCUGUGUGUGGGGCUGCUGGGCUGAGCCUGCUCUUACUCACUGUGUUUAUCCUUUACGCCAAAAAGAGACGCACUCACUCACAAGAAGCAGCCGAGGGCACAGAGCGAGCUCACACACAGGUGGAAGACUGUGAGGACGUCACAUACUCUGAGGUCUAUUUUAGGAGUCAACACGGCGCCCCCCAGUGUCAGACUGAGGCUGAGAUCCAGACUAAAGAGACUUCUCUGUACUAUAGUGUGGCUGAGUAUACAUACACGUAUGAAAAACAUCAGUUUAUACAUCCUGAAUAAAUACAAAAUUAUUCACAACAAACAACACAACAGCACAAACAGUG
Boleophthalmus pectinirostris (great blue-spotted mudskipper) is the source of this 1331-nucleotide messenger RNA. RefSeq lists its product as uncharacterized. Gene Ontology annotation, molecular function: transmembrane signaling receptor activity. The record is from RefSeq and is a predicted model, not a curated record. Lineage: Eukaryota; Metazoa; Chordata; Actinopteri; Gobiiformes; Gobiidae. Gene Ontology annotation, cellular component: plasma membrane. Bases 286 to 1287 code for a protein of 333 amino acids. The transcript has 11 exons.